Messenger RNA from Dinoponera quadriceps, 3115 nucleotides. RefSeq names its product tRNA (cytosine(34)-C(5))-methyltransferase (gene Nsun2). NCBI's taxonomy places the organism in Eukaryota, Metazoa, Arthropoda, Insecta, Hymenoptera, Formicidae. Bases 551 to 2911 code for a protein of 786 amino acids. Gene Ontology annotation, biological process: tRNA methylation. Gene Ontology annotation, cellular component: nucleus; cytoplasm. The record is from RefSeq and is a predicted model, not a curated record. Gene Ontology annotation, molecular function: tRNA binding; tRNA (cytidine-N5)-methyltransferase activity. The transcript has 10 exons.
CAAAGGCCUUAAAGAUCCAUAUGGGUCAGAGCCAAUCAAAAAUUGACUAACGGCAGAGAGACGUUUAAGAGCGAUGGCUAAGAAGCCAUGGUCGCCAUAAAGCUGUUACCUGUCGAAGCAGUUUUUGCUUUAUCCACUGCUUACUAUCUGCGCGAGUUCUGAUUGGUUGCUGCUUUUCUGCUUCCUGACUUUUUGUCAAGGUGUUUAUCUCCCUUACUUGUCAACUGUAUCAAAAAAAUACAACUGGAUUAAAUGAUGUCACAACAGCCGUUUUCCAAUGCAACUCCAAACCGUUCAAGUUUAUACUCCAAUUCUUGAAAGGCACCAACCAAUCACUUCAAUUCUUCGUAUACAUUUGGAUUUCCCCUAACCUGUUCUUUUAUGUAACCUAUUCGUUGAGUGGUAUUGGGGAUCCUCUUAAUGGAUUCCUGGAACGAAUAUUGAGAGAGAGAGAGAGAAUAAGGAAGAGAAAUUAUUGCAGACACGUGUUAUUUAUGCUACACACGAUUGUUAUUGUUAAUUAGUAAGAACUGCACGUUGCGAGUGAAAAAUGGGUAAAGGACGAAAGAAUAAGCCACAAAAGAAUUUUGCUGAAAAGCGUCGUGAGAAACAAAAGAAAAAAGAUGAAUUAGACAAAGCUCCCCAGAGGAGCUAUCCGGACAUUAUCAGAGAGAAUAAAGACUUUGAGAAUUACUACAAGACUCAAGGAAUAAUUCCAGAAGAUAAAUGGGACGCAUUUAUCGACACAAUGAGGACCAAUCUGCCAGUUGCUUUUAGAAUCACCGGCUCUAAAGUAGAAGCUACGGCUUUAUUGGAAAUAAUCAAAAGUGAUUUUUUUAAGGAAAUUUUGAACGCAAAUCUGGAAAGUGACAAUGAAAAUUCCAGCAGUGAGGUGAAAACUAUACUACAUAGUUUACCAUUUUAUCCGGAAGAACUAGCUUGGCAGUUGCAACUGACGAGAAAAGAUAUCAGACGAUCUGAAGCUUAUUUCAGGCUACAUAAUUUUCUUAUUACCGAAACUAACAGCGGCAACAUCAGCAGACAGGAAGUAGUUAGUAUGGUUCCUCCUCUGGUUCUGGAUGUUAAGCCUUCACACAAGGUCCUUGACAUGUGCGCCGCACCUGGAUCAAAAACAGCUCAGCUUAUAGAGAUGAUACACGCAGACGAGGGAGAUGUUCUCCCAGAGGGUUUUGUGAUAGCCAAUGAUCUUGACAAUAACCGUUGUUAUAAGCUGGUGCAUCAAGCUAAAAGAUUAAACAGCCCGAACAUCCUCAUUACAAAUCAUGAUUCAUCUAUCAUGCCUAAUUUCACGAUUACAAAACCAGAUGGUACAAAAGGUGUAUUAAAGUUUGACAGGAUACUCGCAGAUGUUCCGUGUAGUGGUGAUGGUACGAUGCGAAAGAAUCCGGAUAUAUGGUGCAAAUGGAGUCCCGCUAAUGGAAGUAAUCUUCAUGGAAUUCAAUACAGGAUAGCGAAGCGUGGCUUAGAAAUGCUAACAGUUGGUGGAAGGAUGGUGUAUUCGACUUGUUCGUUAAAUCCCAUUGAAAAUGAAGCGGUGCUUCAUAGGAUCCUUCUUGAAACUGGAGAUUCAGUGCAGUUAGUGGACUGUAGAGAUUUAGUGCCGGGAUUAGUGUGUGACCCUGGUGUCACGCACUGGAAACCAGCGUCUAAAAAUUUGCAAUACUAUAAUGCCUGGGAGGAAGUUCCGGAACAGUGGCAGACGCAAAUACGACCGAAGAUGUUUCCGCCGCCGGCGGACGAGGCCUCCAAGUUUCAUCUUGAACGUUGUAUGAGAAUACUACCACACCAUCAAGAUACCGGAGGCUUCUUUGUGGCCGUACUGGAAAAAGUAAAACCCCUGCCGUGGGAAGGCGAAGCGUGUACAUUAAGUCAGAAUGUACAGAACGUAGCUGGUAGUGAAAAUAAGGAUGAGCUGAGCCUCGAAGAAGAGGCCGUACGAGAUAUGAAACUUCUGGAAAGAGGGAAAAGGCCGUUGGAUGAAGAAAUGAAACUGCAAAGGAAACGAAGGAGGAUUGUCGGUUAUAGGGAAGACCCGUUUGUCUUCUUUAAGGAUGAAUCUGAGGAUGCAUGGAAGUCUAUUAAAGAUUUUUACGGUAUAUCCAAUAACCUGGAUCCGCAACGUCUGCUGGUGAGAAGUCACGAGGGAAAGAAGAAAAAUAUUUAUUUCACGUCGCCGGCGAUCCGCGAUCUGGUGAUAUGUAACGAGAACAAGGUCAAACUGAUCAACACGGGCGUUAAAACGUUCGUGCGAUGCGACAAUAAAAAUAUGAAGUUCCGACUUGCUCAGGAAGGGGUGCAGAGUAUCGCUCAUUACAUAAGUGACGAGAGAAAGCUUCACAUUUCGAAAGGAGAUUUAAUCAUGCUUUUACAAAACAACGAUCCACACGCACCACCUGAAAUUGUAAAAUUGAGUUCAGACACUCAGGAACGUCUCAGAGAUUUCGCGACCGGAAGUUGUAUAUUGUUAUAUAAAGAAGAGAAAACUGACAAUCUGAACCCGCUAGAUCUCAAAAUAGUAGGGUGGAGAGGAACGAUGUCCCUUAAAGCAUACGUGCCUAUGUGUGACGCGGUUCACUAUUUACGACUUUUAGGAGGGGAUUGCUCUAAAUUCGGUACGUCGAACGUAAUAUGGUACAUUGUAUACAUUGCGAUGUGGAAGAAUACGAUUAUUUACGUCUCAAUUCUACAGAGAAAAAUAAAUUCGAAGAAAGUCGCGCGGCCGUGUCGAACGAGGAUGUCAACAACGGUGAGGAUGAAACUGAAGAUGCAAUCGGUGAGAAAGCGGCGAUGGAGAACGGCGAUUGCACGGAGAAGAAGGUCGAUGACGCAGAGACGACGACGAAGGUCGAGACGAGUGAGUGACUCAGUGCGGUGUAAUUAUGAUUUUUAACAUGUCUCCUAAUGUCUCUUCGUUGUGCAGACUCUACAUAUAGUUAAGUGGAAUACUUAAAUUAUAUUUUUUAUCCAAGCGGGAAUGUUUUUUUUCCCUUCGUUUUAAUAAUGACCGAGUGUCAUGAUGAUAUGAUAACUCGCGCUGAGUAUCUUGUUACGAACGAGCUGAAUAAAAAUAAAUGAUUUUAUAGGAUAAAAACAA